AUGAUCGCGUUCCAAGCUAUCGCUGGAGACGACAUGACCGUGCUGCACGAGGAGCUGGCCCUGCUUCAAGAUGGGCUAGGAUCGCUCCUCAGCGCUCGGCGCGCCUACGAUGCCCUCGAGGACCGCAUCCCUGUCCUCGCAAACGUAGUCCAAGUGGGCGCCAAAGACCUAGAGGCUCAGCUUCGCCGCGUGGGAAAGUCCUUCGAGGGUAGGUCUAAGUCCCCAGAGGUGUUAGGUGCGAUUCAGGCCGCAGAGACAGGCCUCAAGAUUGCCGCAGACGCUAUCAAGCAGUGCGCAAGCCUACCUACCAUGAGAGGUAAAGAUGAGGCCCUAGACUCAAAGCGCCAAACCGCGUCGUCUGGUCGUAAAGACAGUAUAGGUGUCGAUGGCUCCAUCGAAGAGCGGAAGUCCAAGACCAAGACCUGGCUUCGCCGUGCAGCCGACGAGAGUGAGGACGAGGACGAGGAUAAGGACCAGGGCCCGGUCGAGGAGAGUGACAAGGCUAGGGCCUCCUCGCGCAAGAAGACUAAGGUGCAGAAUGAUUCCGAUGAAGACGAGGAGCAGGUCUCGAAGCAUGCGAAGAAGGCAGCCCCACCGAAGACCACGACCAAGACCAAGCCUGCGUCGAAAGAGGUGAAAGCUAAGGCCCCGAAGCCUAGAAAGAGCAAGAAGUCCACUGCUGCCACCAACAAGGGUCAAUCCGAUGCAGACGAAGAAGACGUCCACGAGCGUCUGAAGAAGCUCGAGCAAGGAAAAGCGACGACCAAGCCUAAGUCUACCUCGAAAGAGGCCAAGCACGAGGCCCUGAAGACCAAGAAGACGAAGAAGAAGCAUACGAAGACCAAGACUGAGUCUUCCUCUGAGUCCUCCUCGGAGGCUUCAUCCGAGUCAUCUUCAGAGUCCUCUGCAGAAUCCUCGUCUGAGUCUGAAGACGAAGAACCCCAGGAGAAGAAGACGAAGCAGAAGUCCAACCCCUCGAAGACCACGACCAAGGCGAAGAACGGAGCCUCAGCCAAGUCCAAGCACACUGCCCAGCGUCCAGUCUCCGAGUCAAACGAAGAGGUUGAGAGUCCUGCAGUCAAGCAGAUCAAGGUGAAGAAGGAGGCUCUGUCCACGUCCAAGUCCACUUCCAAGCGCCCAGUUUCCGCAUCAGACGAAGAGAUUGAGAGUCCUGCAGCCAAGAAGAGCAAGGUGAAGAAGGAGGUCUUGUCCAAGUCGGCCGCUAAGCGUUCCGCCUCAGUGGCAGACGAAGAGAGUGACCAGCCUCCAGCCAAGAAGCAGAAGGCCAAGUCCAAGAAACCUGCAGAGCCGAUCGCCACCCCCGAACCCUUCGCUCGCCGCCGUAUGCAGGGCGCAGAGGAUCAAGACUCUCGCACCAAGUCGACCAAGACCAAGCCCUCGUCCAAAGUCAAGCAGGAGGAGGUGGUGGUGUUGAGCUCCAAUAACCCAUCCUCCGAGCCUGAGGACGAAGUAGUCAUCACCGAGACGCCUCCAAGAUCUCGUGGAGAUCAGAGAAACAGAGGUAGUCGUAGCGUCCACGGCGUGGGUCAUGGCAGCGGAAGAACACCGGUGAACACCCCACCACCAAGCUCUGCCGUCAAGAACAAGGGCACGCCCAGCAGCAAGAGUAAGGGUGGUCGCUGA
Cercospora beticola is the source of this 1644-nucleotide messenger RNA. RefSeq lists its product as uncharacterized. Lineage: Eukaryota; Fungi; Ascomycota; Dothideomycetes; Mycosphaerellales; Mycosphaerellaceae. The record is from RefSeq and is a predicted model, not a curated record.